AUGCAAAGAGCUGCUGUGCUCCAGCUAGACAUCUGCAACUUCACGGGCAUGUCGCAGACGAUGGACGCGUUAGAGCUAGCAAACAUGGUGCACGACUUGUUCUCUCACUUCGACGACGCGGUCAGGCGAUGGGGCCUCUUCAAGAUGGACACAGUAGGCGACGCCUACAUACUCCAAGCUUCCAACUACCCGCCCUCUCACUUCGACGACAUGGUCCAGCUGGGAAAGGAGCUGAUUUGUAUCACGAAGAGGUUCAACAUAGCUGGAGUGGAGCUGAGCCUGCGGGUGGGGAUCAGCUUUGGUUCAGCAGCUGGGGCUGUCAUUGGCGUACAUCGCGCCUUCUACUGCGUUUAUGGAGACACGACCAAUACUGCUGCUCGGAUGUGUAAAGCUGCUCGUCCGAACCAGAUCAUGUGCUCGGAGAACUUUGCCUCUGCCAUCCUCGUUUUCCAGCCCAGCAAGGUUAUCUGCCGGCACGAAGGAAGCAUGCUCAUCAAGGGGAAGGGUGAG
This is a messenger RNA of Guillardia theta CCMP2712, 510 nucleotides long. RefSeq lists its product as hypothetical. The annotation marks the transcript as partial. The record is from RefSeq and is a predicted model, not a curated record. Gene Ontology annotation, biological process: receptor guanylyl cyclase signaling pathway; intracellular signal transduction; cGMP biosynthetic process. The transcript has 2 exons. Lineage: Eukaryota; Cryptophyceae; Pyrenomonadales; Geminigeraceae. Gene Ontology annotation, molecular function: guanylate cyclase activity; peptide receptor activity.